AUGUUUUUUUUUUUUUUUUAUAAAUUCCUUUCUAAUUUCUCGCCCUUCUCAUCUAGUUUCCUUUCAGGUUUUCUUUCCAAAAGUUUUCCAUAUAUUCUUGUUCUUCUUCCCAGACGUUUUUUCUAUUUCUUUUUUUCUUUCUCUCUCUUUCUUUCUUUCUUUCUUUCUUUCUUUCUUUCUUUCUUUCUUUCUUUCUUUCUUUCUUUCUUUCUUUCUUUCCAUUUUGAUUUUCCUUUAGAUUUCUUUACAAUCUCUGAUAUUCUUUCUUUCCUUUUUCUUUCGUUCUUUCUUUCUUUUUCUUUUUUUUUCUUUCUUUCUUUCUUUCUUUCUUUCUUUCUUUCUUUCUUUCUUUCUUUCUUUAUGCGUUCCGUUUCUUUCUUUGCAUUUCUUGAUUUUCCUUUAGGUUUUUCAGUGCUCCCUAAUUUACUUUCUUUUUUCUUUCAUUCUUUCAUUCAUUCAUUCGUUCAUUCGUUCAUUCUUUCAUUCUUUCUUUUUAUUGUUCUUUUUACUUCCAUUUUUUUACCGUCUCCGAUUUUCUUUCUUUCUUUUUUCUAUUUUUCUAUUUUCCAUCAGUGUUUUCACGCCAUCAGAUUCUCUUUCUUUUGCAUAUUCACCAAUUUAUUCUCUCUUCCUUUCAUUCUUUUCAUUUUCAAUUUUUUUAACGAUUUUGAUUUUCUUUCUUUCUUUCUUUUUUUCUUUCUUUUCGGCUUUCUGAUUUUCGUUCGUUCGUUCUUUCUUUCUUCCUUUUCCUUACUCUUAUUCCAUUUUCACUUUUUCUUUACUAAUUCAUCCUAUUCUCUUUUUCCACCAUCUACAUUUCAUUCACAGUCUUCGUCUCUUCCUUUUACUUCUUCACCAACCCUUUACAAUCGAACGGUCGCCGCCUCCCACCACACCAUCAUCCCUUACACGUAUCAUUACAAAACCUUACCCUUCCUAUCCCUUAAAAUUCAAUUUAUUGUUGUGUGUUCGAAUUAUCCCGAGUAA
Molecule: messenger RNA, 987 nt
Organism: Acanthosepion pharaonis
Lineage: Eukaryota; Metazoa; Mollusca; Cephalopoda; Sepiida; Sepiidae
Source: the annotation of a GenBank genome assembly